Messenger RNA from Clonostachys byssicola, 636 nucleotides. Lineage: Eukaryota; Fungi; Ascomycota; Sordariomycetes; Hypocreales; Bionectriaceae. The record is from the annotation of a GenBank genome assembly.
AUGCUCGACCUUUCUAUGGGAUCGUACCCCUACGUCACCUCGUCUAACACCACAAUUUCUGGUAUCAUCGCCGGUUUGAACCUCAACCCCAAGAAUAUCACAGAGACCAUCGGAGUUGUAAAAGCCUAUACCACACGUGUUGGCGCCGGCGCUUUUAAGACUGAGGAUCUCGGACAAAUCGGCAGACUGACCAUCUUCGUAACAGAGUUGGCGAAACGCUCCAAGAGCAAGGGAGAGAAUGGGGAACGUCGACAGGUCGAAGACGUCGUUGUGGCUGAUCUCGUUGUUGUGAAGCAUGGCCACAUGGUCAACUACUACACGGCGUUGAACUUGACCAAGCUCGAUGUGCUCGAUUCCUUUGAGACAAUCAAGAUUGCCAUUGCGUACAAAGACAAGAAUACCGGCCAGAAUCAGGAACUUGAAUCUUAUCCAGCAGACCAUAACGUUCUGGACACCGCCGAGGUCGUCUACCACGAAAUGCCCGGAUGGAAGAAGCCAACCACCAAGGCCCGGACAUUCUACGAUCUCCCCAAGGCGGCCCGGGAUUACGUCCAGUACAUCGAGGACUUCGUUGGAGUCAAGGUCAAGUGGAUUGGCACUGGCCCUGACCGUGAUGAUAUGAUCACCCGUGCCUAG